UGGUAUCGCAGUGAAACCAACCAUGCCCACGGAUUCAUGACACGAUGAGCGCGCCCACUUCUACUGCAAAGCCGCCCCCGGUGCUGCCACCCGGGAAGGCCGUCGACAUUCUGCAGAACUCGGCCUCGCAGCUCUACGCGAAUCUGCAUCCGAUCCUGCUGCUGUCCAUCAUCCCAAUCGCCUUUGGAAGUCUGGUGUCAGAUCCCGUCAACACCCUGCUCGGCCUGGCACCCACCACUCUCGUCCUGCAAGCAAUCUACUGCGUCGUCUGUCUCCCACAUACCGGACAGACCACAACUGCGAAAGCGAAGCCAGGCCGAAAGACCAAACCUGCGAAACCCGCUCAAGACGUCUGGGCCAAGCUCGUGCCCGCCGUCCUCUCCCUCGUCCUCACCUUCUUCCUCACCGCGCCCCUCCUCUACAUCAUCCUCAUCCUCUUCGGCGCACCACUCGUCUCCCACCUCCCCCACACAGGCCUCCUCUCCCUCCACCUGGCCCUCCUCACAACACCCCAACUCUACUACGUCCACGGCCUCGAUACCACCGCAUGGCUUCGACUCGCGAGCCUCCAACAACCCUUCGAUGAGGUUUAUGGCAUGUCAUUAGGAGCUUGCGCAGGAGCUUGGUUGGGCGCGAUUCCUAUCCCCUUGGACUGGGAUCGCGAAUGGCAGAAGUGGCCUGUGACUAUCAUCUGUGGGAUGUAUGCGGGUGCAGUGGUAGGGAAAUUGGCAGGAGGGUAUCUGCUCAAGGGUUUCAAGACGAAAAUGUCAUGAUCGACAAUAUAUCAAAAGGCUUCAAUCAAACAGAAAGAAACGUAUGUGGACAUUCAAUACCACA
Molecule: messenger RNA, 837 nt
Organism: Cercospora beticola
Lineage: Eukaryota; Fungi; Ascomycota; Dothideomycetes; Mycosphaerellales; Mycosphaerellaceae
Gene: GPI11
Product: mannose-ethanolamine phosphotransferase GPI11
Biological process (GO): GPI anchor biosynthetic process
Cellular component (GO): endoplasmic reticulum membrane
Source: RefSeq, a predicted model, not a curated record